Molecule: messenger RNA, 663 nt
Organism: Blastomyces dermatitidis ER-3
Lineage: Eukaryota; Fungi; Ascomycota; Eurotiomycetes; Onygenales; Ajellomycetaceae
Exons: 1
Coding region: 124-663 (179 amino acids)
Source: RefSeq, a predicted model, not a curated record
GAGACUUGGUGUUGAUGUCUAGAUACACUGAAGACAGACCGCGGAGGUUGCACUUCAGAAGUGGCUGUUGGUUAUGUGCUUGAUAUUAUUGCCGAGGUAUCUUUUUGUAUUUUUCUGCCGGGGAUGGGCCAGAUUAGGAAGGGCGGUACGAGGGUGGGACUUGGCAUUGGUGUUUUGGAACAUCAAAGAUGGACAGGGUUUUCGCGGAGGUCGCUCCUCAGAUAUCUCCACAACUACAGAUCGGGGAUCUUCCAAAAUCAAGAAGAUUGGUGCAUAUGGCUAGGUCUCUUCACCUUACAAUUUGUAUGGCAAUUUGGCCCGGGGUUGUGGUGUGGUAGGGGAGAAUGGGGGAUAAUCCCACGCAGGAGUUCCGAACGACGUCUGGUUCACGUUUGGCUGGAUAACUCCACCACCACACGGGGUAUGCGGUCGGCGAUGGGGUCAAAAUGCUCGUAUGAUCGAGGGCUUUUCGAUGGAUCUAUCGGCGGGUUCUUAUUCGAAAAAUCGAGCGAGUUCGUGGUGGAGCGGUUUGAGUAUGACUUAAAUGCUCUAAUUGAGAUUCUUAGUGAAGAUUACAUCAUUCUAACUUAUCAGAAUUCACAGUAUAAAAGUCAUAUCUCAGCUUCUGCAGAUAUCUUAUCUGCUCAGAUAAUUCUCAAGUGA